AUGGACGGCGGCGGAGCCUCGGAGCGCGGCGGUCACCACCGCCGCUCUGGAAGCAAGCACAAGCGACCCAAGCACAACAAGGCGCAGGCCUCUGGUCUGGAGGGCAAGGUGGUGUCCCGUCAGAGCAGAACCAUUUCAGCGUGUCGAGAGCCGGGCGACGGCGGCAUGUCCUUAGGCAGCCAAAGCAUGGGCUCCCCGAUUCCUCGCGCGACGCCCGACGGCGCGUCUUCCCGGCAUUUCGAUCGCAGCAAGUCUCAGCCAGGGGCCCACUCCAAACUCCGCUCUAAGGGCUCGCGUCAACAUCUGGCUUCCGUGGACGCAGGCGCUCCGAGAUCCGCACUGUCCCCGUCCAAGCGAAGCAUUGACGCCUCCAGGUCUAAACCCUGCGACGAGCGCGUCGUCAAAGGCGAAACACGCCAAACAACGGCGACGCACACCGCCGCAGGGACCGAGAUUGCGAAGGAGCUUCAAGACGCUGCUGAGCCGGCAGUCCCUCCUGCUUCCGAGACGGUGGCCAAAGCACACAAAGACGGCGCAGCCGCUGCGAAAGCGCCGGCCGUGAUCGAGCCCCGGACGCCGUCUUUGGCGUUAACUCCGCUGUCCGUGGCAGCGGCGCCGCCGAAGCAACAGGCCGACCAUGGCAGGAAGUCGAAGGCGGCCAAGGACCGGGACCAAGACGCUGACAACCGGCCGUCCAUGGAGAGCUUCACGCCUCUGGACGUAAUGAAGAAGAGCAACUUGGCAACGACAACGGCUCAGUGGUCCUUCUAUCCCAUGAACGUCACGUUCGUCACCGAGGCGGACAGCAAGGAGGAACGGUACCUAUACGCCACCGUCGUGGUCGUUGUGGGCGUCAUCUUCACGCUGGCCUUAGUGACCCUGGCGCUGCUGCUGUCCAGCAAGCGUCACGAGACGUACGUGACCUGCGACACGCCCGAAUGCAGAGAAGCGCAGGACUCUCUGACGCGGCUGCUCAACACAAGCAAAGACGCGUGCAACGACUUCUACGGCUACGUCUGCGACUCGUGGCUGGCACGUUCCAGCGGCAGCUUCCUCGGCGACAGCGCGGCCGCCUCCAUAGCCAAGAUGAGCGAGCGCCUGCUCGUCCAGAACGUUGAAAGAGCAGGGGAAUGGGCGAAGACACUCUCCGAAGGGACCGGAAUUGGUUCCAGAAUCGCCGAAGGCACGCACGUGAUGCGUGGACUGUACCAGAAGUGCCACCGCUACGUCUCGGAGAAGUCGACGACGUCCACCGACUUCAACGAGACGCUCGAGGCAGCGCGCAGGGACCUCAACUGGACGCUGAUUCGCGGCGCGAGCAGCUUCCACGACUUGGUGGCGCUCGUGACGCGGACGUCGCUGCUGGCCGGUUUCCACACGGUGUUCGCGCUCAACGUCCUCAACGAGAACGGCAAGCUGUUGCUGCGGCUGUCAGCCGGGAAGUCGCUCCUCUGCAAACUCACGCUCUCGUGGAGCCGAAAGGAACUCGAGGGCCACCUGCGACGCGUCAUCGACGACGUCCAGGAGCUGACGCAUGUCCUGAGACUCGACGACGUCGUCGCCGACGAUCUCGGCUGCGAAGACGACGGCGGCGCCGCGAUGGACGACGAGAGCGUGCCGCUGAGCACGCUCUUCGCCGACCUCGCUCCGGGCGUGAACGCGAGCGACUGGGUCGACAUCCUGCACGCGCUCGUGCUGCCUUCCGCGAAGGCCGACGCGGACUUUUCGGACGUUGCCCUGAUGUCCCGCGCAGACAGCGUCCGAACCGCCUUUGGCAAGAUAUACGACCCCGACGACGUCAGCGCGGCCGCGAAGUACCUGGCGUCGCACUUGGAUGCCGACCUGCUGUUCCUGGAACUGUCCAAGGAGCGCGUCGCUGCGGAUGCUGCGGCGACGGCCAGUUUCUGUCUCGCCCUAGCUCGGCGCUGUCUGUCGUAUGCCUGGCCGCAACUCGUGGCGAGGCUGCUGGACCUGGGCCACAGCACGCAGGUUCUGCACACGAUGUACCGCGAGCUGAAGAAGUCGCGCCGCGCCUCCUUGUUCAAGUGGCUCAUGGAUGCCAGCCGCUACGCCGUGAAGGAAAAGAUCGCAAGGGCAGGGCUCCUCAUCGUCUCCAAAAACUUUAACGCUCGCGACGGAGCUAAGGCCGACUACGCAUGGCUCGCCUCGCACCUCGAAGAGUCCGGCGGCACCGACUUCGUGCGCUUUUUCGUGCGCGCGCUGGAGCACGAGCACACACUGCAGCUGCGGAGUCCGCCGACCCGGCUCCAGAUGCUGAUGCUGCGGCUCGAGCAGCGCUCCGAGCUGGCGCACGCGGCUUCGCUCGACGCCGUGCUGGUGCCCACGCUGUACCAGAGGCCGCCGCUGCUCUACUCGGCUGGCGUGCCCGCGUACUUCAACUACGGCACCGUGGGCGCCCUGCUGGCCGCGCGCAUCGUCGAUGUCAUCACGCCGGCAGCCACGGCGUCCGGAACGCUUCCAGGCAAGCUUGUACGCUGUUUGUUUCACUGCUGCUAUAUAUCCGACGCUAUGUAG
This is a messenger RNA of Dermacentor andersoni, 2535 nucleotides long. RefSeq lists its product as uncharacterized. Gene Ontology annotation, molecular function: metalloendopeptidase activity. Gene Ontology annotation, cellular component: plasma membrane. The record is from RefSeq and is a predicted model, not a curated record. NCBI's taxonomy places the organism in Eukaryota, Metazoa, Arthropoda, Arachnida, Ixodida, Ixodidae. Gene Ontology annotation, biological process: protein processing.